Molecule: messenger RNA, 1120 nt
Organism: Myripristis murdjan (pinecone soldierfish)
Lineage: Eukaryota; Metazoa; Chordata; Actinopteri; Holocentriformes; Holocentridae
Product: H-2 class II histocompatibility antigen, E-S beta chain-like
Exons: 6
Coding region: 1-888 (295 amino acids)
Biological process (GO): immune response; antigen processing and presentation
Cellular component (GO): membrane; MHC class II protein complex
Source: RefSeq, a predicted model, not a curated record
AUGCACCUCACUGUGGAUGCCCCAAGCACUCCUGAGCCACCAAGUGAAGAAGCAAAUUUUCAAGACUUGAAUGGCAAGUUUGUGAUUGUCAUCUAUGAUGAGCUUCCAUAUGUAGGCCAGGUCCUUGAUGUUGUGGGAGAGGAAGUCCAGGUUAGCUCCAUGCGGCAGUCAGUGUUUCUGUUUUUUCCAGAUGGAUUUAUUGAAUAUGAUUUGUGGCGGUGUGCAUUCACCUCCUCUGAGCUGAAGGACAUCGAGUUCAGCUACUCUAAACAUUACAACAAGGUGGAGUACGUCAAGUUCAGCAGCUCAGUGGGGAAAUUUGUCGGCUACAACAAACACGGCAUUUACACCGCAGAGCGAGCUAACAACAACACUGCACAGCUGGCAGGGUGGAGAGCUCAGAAGGAGAGCAUCUGUAAACCCAACAUUGAGGGCUACUACUCUGGCAUACUGUCUAAGAAAGUGGAGCCCUCUCGUGUCACACUGCGCUCGGUGACGCCCCCUGGUGGGAAACACACCCACAUGCUGAUGUGCAGCGUCUACGGCUUCUACCCCAAACACAUCAGUGUGAAGUGGCUGAGGGACGGAAAGGUCACGACCUCUGAUGUCACUUCCACUGAGGAGCUGGCGGACGGUGAUUGGUACUACCAGAUCCACUCCCACCUGGAGUUCACGCCCAGGUCUGGAGAGAAGAUCUCCUGCAUGGUGGAGCACAUCAGCCUGAGCGACCCUGUGAUCAGAGACUGGGAUCCGUCUCUUCCUGAGUCUGAGAGAAACAAGAUCGCCAUCGGAGCUUCAGGUCUGAUUCUGGGUCUGAUCUUAUCUCUGGCUGGAUUCAUCUACUACAAGAGGAAGAUGCGAGGACGGAUUCCGGUUCCCACAAACUGAGGCAGGAAUCCUGAAGCUUCAUCCUGCUGAGGGAAAAGGCAGCUGGGAGUUGCUGUGCUGUGUUUUCAGUGCUGCCCCCUGCUGGAGAGGAGGACAUCCAGGAUGGAGCUCAGCUUCCUGCUCACAGCCUCAGCAGCAGCUGUUUGAAACCUUUAGUGCCUUAACAGAUUCUUAUAUUUCUGCUGGAGUGAGAUGUCUUCUUGGUACAAUAAACCUUUGGGCAACACUGUCA